Messenger RNA from Laccaria bicolor S238N-H82, 1173 nucleotides. RefSeq lists its product as uncharacterized. NCBI's taxonomy places the organism in Eukaryota, Fungi, Basidiomycota, Agaricomycetes, Agaricales, Hydnangiaceae. Gene Ontology annotation, biological process: pyridoxal 5'-phosphate salvage. The record is from RefSeq and is a predicted model, not a curated record. Bases 1 to 1173 code for a protein of 390 amino acids. Gene Ontology annotation, cellular component: cytosol. Gene Ontology annotation, molecular function: pyridoxal kinase activity. The transcript has 6 exons.
AUGUCGCUCGACGACGCCGCUGACUCUCAGCGCGUAUUGAGUAUUCAGUCUCACGUUGUCUUUGGCUAUGUUGGCGGGAAAGCAGCCGUCUUUCCACUCCAAUGUCUAGGCUACGAUGUCGAUGUCGUCAACACCGUUAACUUUUCUAACCACUCCGGGUACGGUCGUUCUGGUGGCACAAAAACAACAGCAACAGAGCUAAACAGCAUAUUCGAAGGAAUGGAAACAAACGAGCUCCUCAUGCCCACCAGGCUCUUGACGGGCUAUAUACCAGGAGCGGAGGCCCUCACAGCCGUCGCACAGCUCGCGCAAAAGUUGAAGGCGACGAAGGAGGGAUUGAUAUAUCUUUUGGAUCCUGUAAUGGGCGACGCAGGCCAACUGUACGUUGCUGCGGACGUUAUCCCAGUAUACAAGGACCUAUUACCACUGGCUACGGUCAUAACACCCAACUGGUUCGAAGUCGAGUACGCUCUCUUGUUAACAGACACAAAACUGAAAGACUUCCCAUCACUACACACCGCCCUCCGCAUCCUACACGAAAAAUACCACGUCCCACACGUCGUCAUCUCCUCUAUUCCUCUCAAACCAUGGCUACUCGCCGCCCUUCCAGAACAUAUAAAACCAGACGCGAAUUCUGUAGAUUCAAAUGAACACCUCCUCUAUCGCCUACGUCCAUCGAUCGUACACGCCCAAUGCGUCCCCUUGAUCCCAGGAUACUUUUCCGGCGUCGGAGACCUGUUCUCCGCUCUCCUCUUGGCGCGCUUCCAUCCUACAAAACCUAUCGUUAACGGGUCUUCUAACCCUGGCACCGACAUUCCCAACACUAUCCAUCAAAACACCACCACAACCGACGGCAUCCUCACCCCCCUCACAACCCCCUCCACCCCCUCUUCCUCCUCCUUCUUCUCAAGCACACCCCUCUCAAUAGCAGCCUCCCUCGCCCUCCACAAAACGCACUCCAUCCUCCUCUUAACCCACUCAUCAGCCCAAUCCCUCCCAUACGAAGAAAGACAACCGACAGAUGACGAGUUGGACGCGUUGGAGCCGUUGAGGAAGACGAGGAGGAUGAGGGGGCGGGAGUUGGCGCUUGUUAGAGGGCAGGGCAUUAUACGUGGAGAUGUAAAGGGGCAGGGGAGGCAAUUGGUUUUUUGGGAUGGGUUUUGGGAUUUGUAG